Molecule: messenger RNA, 3367 nt
Organism: Charadrius vociferus (killdeer)
Lineage: Eukaryota; Metazoa; Chordata; Aves; Charadriiformes; Charadriidae
Gene: CSE1L
Product: CSE1 chromosome segregation 1-like (yeast)
Exons: 24
Coding region: 11-2926 (971 amino acids)
Biological process (GO): protein export from nucleus; protein import into nucleus
Cellular component (GO): nuclear envelope; cytosol
Molecular function (GO): small GTPase binding; nuclear export signal receptor activity
Source: RefSeq, a predicted model, not a curated record
UUCUGCCAAAAUGGAGCUGAGUGAUGCGAAUUUACAGACUUUAACUGAGUAUCUAAAGAAAACACUAGAUCCAGAUCCUGCUAUAAGGCGUCCUGCGGAAAAGUUUCUUGAGUCAGUUGAAGGAAGCCAGAAUUAUCCAUUGUUACUCUUAACGCUGCUGGAGAAAUCACAGGAAAAUGUCAUCAAAGUUUGUGCAUCUGUAACAUUCAAGAAUUAUAUUAAAAGGAACUGGAGAAUUGUUGAGGAUGAACCGAACAAAAUAUGUGAAUCAGACAGGAUAGCCAUUAAAGCCAACAUAGUGCCCUUGAUGCUUAGCAGCCCAGAACAAAUUCAAAAGCAGUUAAGUGAUGCUAUUAGUAUUAUUGGUCGGGAAGACUUUCCUCAGAAAUGGCCAGACUUACUGACAGAAAUGGUGAAUCGCUUUCAAAGUGGAGAUUUCCAUGUCAUUAAUGGGGUCCUUCGCACUGCUCACUCUUUAUUUAAAAGGUACCGCCAUGAAUUUAAGUCAAAUGAACUAUGGACAGAGAUCAAACUUGUCCUUGAUGCUUUUGCUUUACCCUUGACAAAUCUCUUUAAGGCAACUAUUGAACUUUGCAGCACACAUGCAAAUGAUGCUAGUGCUUUGAAGGUUCUCUUUUCUUCUCUCAUUCUAAUUGCGAAGCUCUUCUACAGUUUAAAUUUUCAGGAUCUUCCUGAGUUUUUUGAAGAUAACAUGGAAACAUGGAUGACAAAUUUUCAUAGUCUUUUAACUUUAGAUAAUAAACUUUUGCAGACUGAUGAUGAAGAAGAAGCUGGAUUACUGGAACUCCUGAAAUCACAAAUUUGUGAUAAUGCUGCUUUAUACGCUCAAAAAUACGAUGAAGAAUUCCAGCCCUACCUGCCACGUUUUGUAACAGCAAUCUGGAAUCUGUUAGUCACAACGGGCCAGGAAGUGAAAUAUGACUUGCUGGUUAGUAAUGCAAUCCAGUUUCUGGCCUCAGUUUGUGAGCGACCACAUUACAAGCAUCUGUUUGAAGACCAGAAUACAUUGACAAGCAUCUGUGAAAAAGUUAUUGUUCCCAAUAUGGAAUUUAGAGCGGCUGAUGAAGAAGCAUUUGAAGAUAAUUCUGAAGAAUAUAUAAGAAGGGAUUUGGAAGGAUCUGAUAUUGACACCAGGCGCAGAGCAGCUUGUGAUCUCGUCAGAGGCUUGUGCAAAUUUUUUGAAGGACCUGUGACAGGGAUUUUUUCUGGAUAUGUUAAUUCUAUGCUGCAAGAAUAUGCAAAGAAUCCAUCUGUUAACUGGAAGCACAAAGAUGCAGCUAUUUACCUCGUUACGUCUUUGGCAUCCAAAGCUCAAACACAGAAGCAUGGAAUAACACAAGCCAAUGAACUUGUUAAUCUGACAGAAUUCUUUGUGAAUCACAUUCAACCUGACUUGAAGUCUGCUAGUGUGAAUGAAUUCCCUGUGCUAAAAGCAGAUGGUAUCAAAUAUAUCAUGAUUUUUAGAAACCAAGUACCUAAAGAACAACUGUUGGUAUCUAUUCCUCUCUUAAUCAAUCAUCUCCAAGCAGAAAGUAUUGUGGUCCAUACUUAUGCAGCCCAUGCUCUUGAAAGACUGUUUACCAUGAGGGGGACAAAUAAUACUACCCUCAUUACAGCUGCAGAAAUGGCACCAUUUGUAGAAGUGCUAUUAACAAACCUUUUUAAAGCGCUGACGCUUCCUGGCUCAUCUGAAAAUGAAUACAUUAUGAAAGCCAUCAUGAGGAGUUUUUCUCUGCUACAAGAAUCCAUAAUUCCAUACAUCCCUUCUGUCAUCACACAGCUUACACAGAAACUGCUGGCUGUCAGUAAGAAUCCAAGCAAACCUCACUUUAACCAUUACAUGUUUGAAUCAAUAUGCCUGUCGAUAAGGAUAACGUGCAAAGCAAACCCUGAUGCAGUUGGAAGCUUUGAAGAGGCUUUGUUUAUGGUGUUCACUGAGAUACUACAGAAUGAUGUGCAAGAGUUCAUUCCAUAUGUGUUUCAAGUGAUGUCCCUACUUCUGGAAAUGCAUAAAAAUGAAAUCCCAUCUUCCUAUAUGGCAUUGUUUCCUCAUCUACUUCAGCCAGUAUUAUGGGAAAGGACAGGAAACAUUCCUCCUUUGGUCCGACUCCUGCAGGCUUAUUUAGAGCGGGGUGCCAAUACAAUAGCAAGUGCUGCUGCUGACAAAAUUCCUGGAUUGUUAGGUGUGUUCCAGAAGUUGAUCGCCUCUAAAGCUAAUGACCAUCAAGGAUUCUAUCUUCUAAACAGUAUUAUAGAGCAUAUGCCUCCUGAAUCGGUUGACCAGUACAGGAAACAGAUCUUCAUUCUACUAUUCCAAAGACUUCAAAAUUCCAAAACAACAAAAUUUAUUAAAAGUUUCCUAGUCUUCAUUAACUUGUACUGCAUAAAAUAUGGGGCAUUAGCUCUGCAGGAAAUAUUUGACAGCAUACAGCCAAAGAUGUUUGGAAUGGUUUUGGAGAAAAUUAUAAUUCCUGAAAUCCAGAAAGUGUCUGGACAAGUAGAAAAGAAAAUCUGUGCUGUUGGCAUUACAAAAAUAUUAACAGAAUGUCCUCCUAUGAUGGACACUGAGUACACCAAGCUAUGGACUCCUUUGCUGCAGGCCCUCAUUGGCCUCUUUGAACUGCCCGAGGAUGACACUAUCCCUGAUGAAGAACACUUCAUUGACAUAGAAGAUACUCCAGGAUAUCAGACUGCAUUCUCUCAGCUAGCCUUUGCUGGAAAAAAAGAACACGAUCCUGUAGGUCAAAUGGUGAACAAUCCUAGAAUCCAUCUGGCACAGUCUCUUCACAAACUGUCUACAGCGUGCCCAGGCAGGGUUCCAUCAAUGCUGAGUACUAGUCUGAAUGCAGAAGCGUUGCAGUAUCUCCAAGGAUACCUCCAAGCUGCAAGUGUGACACUGCUCUGAAUUGCAUAUAUUCCACAAGCAAGAUCAAAAGGUGUUUUGUUAUACAGAAGGUUGACAGUGACUUUUUUAUAGCAGAGCUCAGACAAAAUGAAAAAUGCUACUUGAAAAUGUAUUGCAGAAUCCAUCUUGUAAAAGAUAAAUGUGGCUUUAAGCAGAAACUGAAAGAAUUCGGUGGUUUGUGUACCAUAGAUAAAAGGUGGCUAACUUCCAUUCCCAGUUUAAUGUCAAAGGGAAUAGUCAUAGCAGUUUGUUAUGGGAUUUAUUUGAAAUCUGCAUCUGCAGUGUUUGGAUAACAUUUUGAAAUGUAUGGAGAGCACUGGCUGUAGAAACUCACUUUGGUCACUAAAAUUCCUUUUCAUUUUGAUGUUGUCCUUUGUAUUUCUUUUGUCUUUCCUUAAACUUUAUCUAAAUUGUGAAUAAAUAAGAAGUACUUGUUUAAAA